Messenger RNA from Zeugodacus cucurbitae (melon fly), 738 nucleotides. RefSeq lists its product as uncharacterized. Gene Ontology annotation, biological process: 2-oxoglutarate metabolic process. The record is from RefSeq and is a predicted model, not a curated record. NCBI's taxonomy places the organism in Eukaryota, Metazoa, Arthropoda, Insecta, Diptera, Tephritidae. The coding region runs from base 143 to 361 and encodes 72 amino acids. The transcript has 2 exons.
AGUAGAUACGUGAUAUUAGGUUGGAAACAAUCGAAUAAUAUUCGAUGACUGGUUAUCACUGGUUGUAUAGAAUUCCUAAUAUUUACAAGAGAAAUAUCUUGUAUAAUAUUGUGUUUAUUAAUUUAUUUCUGUCUGUGACAGAAUGGUACGCUUAAGCAUGAUUGUACAAGCCGUGAAGCCUCGCGUUUCACUCAUUAAAUUUCGUAAAGGUGGCCUUGUUCCUACCGGUAGAACGGAACAUCUUCCAGUGGAUACUACCCGCAAUGCAGCUAUUGAAGAUUGGGAAUUGCCAAAACGUUACGCCCGUAAACCUAUUGAUCAGAUUGAAAUGGAAUAUAUAAACACCGGUGGAGCUAUUUAAAAGUUUAUGUAUUUAUUAUGAACACAACAAAUAUUUCAUAAUUAUCUUAAUAAAUAAAUUAAAGAAUGUGGUCUCCCAGUCGUACUAAUAUAUUAUAUGAAAAAGUGAACAGAAAGCCAGGUAUAGAUUUGAUGGAAGAUAAAUAAGCAAAGCAAAUACAUUAUUAUAUACGAAAAGACAAGAGCUAAAUAUAUGAGAUGAAAACCGAUAUUGGCAAUUAACCAUACAUUGCGGUCAUUUAAGGAGUGAAAAUGCAUAAUAAUCAUCUAUUCUCUGAAGCAGUGAUCGGCAGGCCAUUGCCCGCCAGCGAGCAAGAUGUAUAAGAGGGCUAUGUGGAUUUAUUUAUGAAAGCAAAAUAAAUACAAUACUUUUAUAUA